GAAGAAUUCAUACAAAGAGAGGGAGAGCUCUUAUACCCUCAAUAAAAUCCUGGGUAAGAGCUAUAAAAUUCAUUAAAAUUGUAACAUAUCUCAAACUCUCUUUGGUUAAAAGCAAAAAUAAUAAAUUAAAAAAGGUUAAUUGUUGCAAAAAAAUAGCCAUGACAAUUAUUAAUGGAUCAUCUUUAGCCCUCAUUCUUGUUUUGUCAACUUUGGUUACCUGCAAAUGCAAUGCAGCUGGUGUUCCUUUAGCUGAUCAAACCAUUUUUAAUGUCAUGGAUUUUGAUGCCAAACCUAACUCAGAACUUAUAAGCACACAGGCAUUUAUGAAGGCGUGGCGAGCUGCUUGUGAUUUCACUGGUCAUGCAAGAGUUUUUGUCCCUCCAGGGGUAUAUACACUAGGAGAGACCAUAUUUGCAGGACCCUGCAAAGGGACACAUUCUAUAAUACUUGAAAUUGCAGGAACUUUAAAGGCAGUGCCUGAUGUUUCUGAAUAUUCAAACUUUGCUUGGAUUUCGUUCGAGUCUAUUAAUGGCGUUAUCAUUACUGGUGGAGGCACUCUAGAUGCUCAGGGACAAUCUGUUUGGCAGUUUAACGACUGUAAAACGAAUCCUAAUUGUGUCCAUCUCCCUGCCACCUUGCAUUUCAAUAAUAUUCGUAAUGGAAAAAUAAUGAGGUUGAAGUUGAUAAAUAGCAUGGGAUUUCAUUUACAUAUUACUAGUAGCUAUUUGGUAAGGUUCCAUGGACUUACAAUCGAUGCCCCUGAAGAUAGCCCGAAUACUGAUGGAAUACAUAUAAGCAAGUCCAACACCAUAAAACUUUCCCGGAGUGUCAUUAGGACUGGCGAUGAUUGUGUUUCAUUCGGACAAGGAACAAACAAUGUCACCGUUAACAAAGUCACUUGUGGCCCUGGUCAUGGCAUUAGUGUCGGUAGUCUUGGUAAGUUGGCUGGCGAAUUGGAAGUUAGAGGACUUAUUGUGAAGAAUUGCACGUUGAGAGGCACGACAAAUGGUAUCCGAAUCAAAACUUAUUCAGGGGAAAAUGCAAACAGAGCAUUAGGGAUGAUGUUCAGCGACAUUGUUAUGGAAAACGUUAAAAAUCCAAUCAUCAUAGACCAGAGCUAUGGUGACAAAUCAACCGAUUCGUUAUCACAAGUGAAAAUAAGUGAUGUGGUUUACCAGAACAUAAGGGGAACAACAAGCAGUGAGAUACCGGUUCAACUGUUGUGCAGUUCAAAACUCCCUUGUGAAAAUGUUCGACUCACAAACAUAAAUUUGAAGCAUAUAGAGAAUACGCCAAUUACUUCUCAAUGUCAAAAUGUAAAUGUUGGCUAUACUGGCGUUCAAAUUCCGUCACCUUGUCAGGGACCUUCGUCAUAGUACCCUGUGAUCAAUUUGGAGUCAAAAUGCAAAUGUUGGCUAUACAAUGGAGAGAAAUGCAGAAAGCCAAUCUGAUCAACGUCGAUGUCCAAGAGUAACAAGAACUGAUCGAAAAUAUGGUGUCGUAGACAAAAAGAUAAUACCUCCCACCAUCAACACGUACAAUUUAGUGGUACGGGUACAAGUCUUAGGACAAAAUAGGUAUGGAUGUAAUUCUCAUUGUUCUAAUUCCCUCUUCCGCUUGUAAUAGAAUUAAACGAAAAAACAAAAAAAAAUGUUUGCCCUCACAUCUUUUAUAUAUUCACCUUUCCACUAUGCACAACUCCACCCCAAAUUCCCAAAAAAUAUACAAAAAAAUUACUAGAUUUGUAGUAUUUAGUUAUAGUAGUUAGAAGAAGCCAUCCCUUGGGGAUAUGUAUAACAGGAUUAUAAAAGCAACCCUAAGAUCUUUUUAUAA
Molecule: messenger RNA, 1833 nt
Organism: Solanum pennellii
Lineage: Eukaryota; Viridiplantae; Streptophyta; Magnoliopsida; Solanales; Solanaceae
Product: exopolygalacturonase-like
Exons: 5
Coding region: 159-1376 (405 amino acids)
Biological process (GO): carbohydrate metabolic process
Molecular function (GO): polygalacturonase activity
Source: RefSeq, a predicted model, not a curated record